This is a messenger RNA of Bicyclus anynana (squinting bush brown), 1456 nucleotides long. RefSeq names its product tetra-peptide repeat homeobox protein 1-like. The transcript is spliced from 2 exons. Bases 121 to 1362 code for a protein of 413 amino acids. The record is from RefSeq and is a predicted model, not a curated record. Lineage: Eukaryota; Metazoa; Arthropoda; Insecta; Lepidoptera; Nymphalidae.
CAGUACGCAUGGUAUUUGGCAUUAGACUGACAUCAAAUAUAAAGUCGGGCAGUCGACUUCGGGUUUUAAAAAGUAAUGUGAUUUGGAAAAAGCCGGCAAAAGGAGUAUUCAGUUUUCAAAAUGGCGGCGAUUCACUUUUUCAUGAUGCUGCUUGUAGCAAGUAGCUUAUCAGCGAAGGAGAUCGGCAAAGCGAAAGUGUCAGAACUCCUCGAGAACGGCAUAAAAGACGAGCCCGCAGUCAAGCCGGUGAAGCGAGGGAUCAUCUCCACUGGCCACGGGUACGGAGGCAUCGGAUACGGUUCAGGGAUUGUAUCAUCCGGUCACGGAUACGGUGGAAUCGGCCUAGGAUACGGCUCAGGGAUUGUGUCAUCCGGCCACGGAUACGGAGGACUAUCCAGCGGUAUUGGAUAUUCGUCUGGAAUCGUUUCCUCUGGAAUUUCCUCGGGUAUAGCUCUCGGCGGAGGCAUUGGUGGAGGAAUCAUUGGAGGAGGCGCUGGGAUAGCAGUAGGAGCUGCCCCAGUAGUGGCAGCUGCACCAGCAGUUGCAGUUGCCGCCGCCCCAGCAGUCGCAGUAGCGCCCGCCGCCGUCCAGACAUCCGUCUCAGUGCAACCCAACCCCGUAAUCCUCCGCCAAGAAGUCCCUAGAUUCAUCACGAGGACAAUCACCAGAGACGUCCAAGUACCGGUCCAAGUACCGGUCCCAGUACCGGUUGACCGUCAAAUACCCGUACCAGUGAGAGUCCCCGUACCUGUGCCAGUCGACAGACCGUACCCAGUCAUCCAGAAAGUACCAGUCGAGGUGACGAGGCAAGUGCCUGUGUAUUAUGAGAAGAGAGUACCUAUCCCUGUGAAAGUGCCAGUGUCAGUCCCAGUGCCCUACCCUGUCACAGUUGAGAAGCAAAUUCCAGUGGACCGCCCGGUGUACGUCGACCGUCAAGUGCCAGUGCCUCACCCAGUUUACGUCGACCGUCCAGUGAAUGUGCCAGUGCCCGUGCACGUAGACAGGCCAGUGCCAGUGCCUCACCCUGUCGUCGUCGACAGGCCAGUGGCUGUUCCACAGCCCGUUGUCGUUGAGAAACCAGUAGCAGUACACUCUGUGCCAGCAGUCUCCACUGGUGUGGCGAUUGGUACCGGCUUGGGCUACGGCGGUGGGCUCUCGUAUGGAGGCGGUUUGUCAUACGGCGGCGGAGUAUCUUACGGUAGCGGACUGUCCUACGGCAGUGGUAUAUCCUACGGCGGUGGACACGGUCUCAUAGGAGGUGGCCACGGUCUCAUAGGAGGCGGAAUCUCAUCUGGAAUCAUAUCCGGCCACGGCUUCUCGUCUGGCCUUUCCGGUGGAUACUCAAAAAUCAUUAGCCACUAAGUUUAUUCGUUAUAGGAUACCCAAAAUGUACAAGUCAAUGAUUUUAGAUUAGCUCUUGUAUUAAAUUUUAUUUAAAAACAUUUUCGUUUCACAA